AUGUCGGGAAUGCGACGCAGCCAGGCGGCGGCCCUCACCGUUGGCCUUCUGUUGAUCUACUUCCUCUUCUUCUCAGGCUCUGGUUCGAGCACAGACUUCCGCAAAACCACCGAAGCCUCGUUAUCGCGCCGUCGCGGUAUCUUGAGGGGCGCCCUGUCCGACAAAGAGUUGACGGCGCAGACAAACCGCGAGUUGCAGAUGAUUCUGGACAGGCAGAGGGAACAGCGACAACGUGAAGACGACCAGAGGAUUUUCGAUGCGUCGCCAGUUCAAGGCAAUCACCCGUAUACUUCGACCAUCAAUUUCGACGAUGAUGAGGUCAGCAUCGGUGGGAGGAAGACCAUGCCGAAAGAGAAGCCCAAGUACCCUGUCGACACGGCCAAAGCCGCCGGUGCCACGGCUGUCGCAGCGGAUGGGAGGGGUGAGGAGACCGCAUACAACGGGAACAAAGUCGAAAAAGCAAAGGACGACGGAGAGGAUAUGGCACGGGAAGAGUUGCAAAGUAUUCUAAAGAAGAGCCCGAUUAUCAUAUUCUCCAAGUCCUAUUGCCCUUACUCAAAACGAGCCAAAACCCUCCUUUUAGAAACAUACAGCAUCACGCCCGCCCCUUACGUGGUGGAACUCGAUCUGAUGACCACCCCCGUUCCCAAACCCCACGAUGCUGAUGAAGACGACGAUGCGCCAGUUCCCACACUGGGUCGCAAGUUGCAGGACCUCUUGGCCACAUUGACUGGUCGACGGACCGUGCCAAAUAUCAUGAUCAAUGCGCAGAGUCUCGGCGGGAGCGACGAUAUUGCUAAAAUGCAUAUGGAGGGCACUCUGGAGGACGAGAUCAGAAAGAUGGGCGGAAAGAGGAUCGUCAGUGUCGAAAAGAAGCAUGAUUGA
Molecule: messenger RNA, 885 nt
Organism: Fonsecaea erecta
Lineage: Eukaryota; Fungi; Ascomycota; Eurotiomycetes; Chaetothyriales; Herpotrichiellaceae
Exons: 2
Coding region: 1-885 (294 amino acids)
Biological process (GO): cellular response to oxidative stress
Cellular component (GO): fungal-type vacuole; cytoplasm; Golgi lumen
Molecular function (GO): glutathione disulfide oxidoreductase activity
Source: RefSeq, a predicted model, not a curated record